CACGCGCGUGUGCUGAUUAUUUUUUAUUUAGUUUUAGUUUAUUUAUUUAUUUUUAAGUGUUAGUUUUAUUAGUGAAAAUGAUUCGGUUACUAGUGCUUGUUGUGUUUGUGCUGGAUAUUGGUGAAUGUUUUUUGAAUUUGGCCGACGUGGAGUGUGGGGUCGAUACGGCACGUCGUGGCCGUAUCGUUGGGGGCACAGAUAGUUUGCCAGCGGAGUUCCCGUGGGCAGCCAGUCUUUGGCGACAGGGGGCGCACCAGUGUGGCGCCACUGUGCUUAAUGACCAAUGGUUGUUGACUGCUGGACACUGCGUUUGCAGUGUAUUCCACGAGUUCUACAAAUCCAAACAGCUGACAGUGGUGGUCGGGUACACCGAUAUAUCCAGCAGCGAAGACAACAUGCCUCUAUCCAGGAUACUACCACACCCUGAAUACAGGUGCAACGCCAAAUCCAACGACGUGGCACUGCUCAAAACAAUCCAACAGCUUCAAUGGUCCAGUGACUUACGGCCAGCCUGCCUUCCGCAGCCCGAAGCUCAGGACUUUAGUGGUGCUGUGGCUACAGUUGCUGGUUGGGGAUUCACUAAUGAAGAUAGAGGGAAAGGCUCUCGACCAAACAUCCUCCAAAAGACCGACGUCGUAGUGGUUACAAAUGAGGAAUGUAACCAGUGGUACCAAAGCCAAGGGAAGAAAGUCAACGUCAUCGCGAGUCAGAUGUGCGCGGGCUAUGAAGAUGGAGGCAGGGACUCUUGCUGGGCCGACAGCGGCGGCCCUCUAAUGGUCAAAGAUCAAACCCACGCCAUGGUUAUCGGCGUCGUCUCCACCGGCAGCGGCUGCGCACGCGCAAAAAUGCCCGGAAUCUACACUAGAGUGUCGAGGUACACUGACUGGAUAGUCAGCAGCAUCGAUAGUGAUAAGGGAAGGAGUGGGUUUAGCUGGUUUAGGAACUUGGGCAGGAAGUAG
Leguminivora glycinivorella is the source of this 959-nucleotide messenger RNA. Its product is annotated as trypsin-1. The transcript is spliced from 6 exons. Gene Ontology annotation, molecular function: serine-type endopeptidase activity. The coding region runs from base 78 to 959 and encodes 293 amino acids. Gene Ontology annotation, biological process: proteolysis. The record is from RefSeq and is a predicted model, not a curated record. NCBI's taxonomy places the organism in Eukaryota, Metazoa, Arthropoda, Insecta, Lepidoptera, Tortricidae.